Hyalella azteca is the source of this 1572-nucleotide messenger RNA. RefSeq names its product cysteine--tRNA ligase, cytoplasmic. Bases 306 to 719 code for a protein of 137 amino acids. The record is from RefSeq and is a predicted model, not a curated record. The transcript has 5 exons. NCBI's taxonomy places the organism in Eukaryota, Metazoa, Arthropoda, Malacostraca, Amphipoda, Hyalellidae.
CUGUACACGAGGCGCUCUGUGACAGCAUAGAUACAAGAACCGCCCUGGAGCAGCUCAGAGAGCUCGUCUCUGAUGCCAACAAAUACAUCAACUCCAAGAAUGAGUUGAACGGACAGCUUGUGUGGAACAUCAGCAGCUACGUGUCGCGCAUAUUGGGCGUCUUUGGUGUGACGCUUUCUUCUGCUGGCGCGGACGGCAGUCAAAGCGACGACGUCCUACUUCCGCUGUGUCAAGUGGUUGCGGACUUGCGGGAAAAGUUACGCGGGUUGUCCCGAGAGCCUUCAACGGAUGUGAAGGAGCUGCAGAUGAAGCAGCUGCAGCUCUGCGAUGACAUCCGGGACUCUUUGCUGCCUCCCUUGGGUGUGCGUCUCGAGGACAGGGAGGGCAGGGCGCCCUCUAUUAAAAUUGUAGACCCUGAGGAGCUCAAGAAAGAGAUAGCGGCCAAGAAAGCUGCUGAGGAGGAAAAGCGAAUGGAAAAGCAGAAGAAAAAACAAGCUGCAGAUGCCAAGGCUGCUCAAGAGAAAGCUAAAGUCAUGGAGCCUCCGGAAGAGAUGUUCCGUACUGCAGAGUACAGUGCAUGGGACGGUACUACGGGCAUACCGACACAUGACGCUAAGGGCGAGGAGAUCACCAAGAGCCAGGGCAAGAAACUGGCCAAGCUGCAGGAAGCCUACAGGAAAAAGUACGACAAGUGGCUGCAGCAACAGCAGCAGGCAUGAGGGUCCCUCAUCGGUAGGAGCGUCUAGCAACGUGCUCAUCCAGCUCUCGAACUUGUUCUGCCUUCAACGGAUGUACGAUUUUGGCUUAGGAACAUUUUCACGAAUAGGGUUUUAUUACUUUUUUCAAACUUUGGUUUCGUCAGUAUUAUUUUAUUGAUUUUGAAAUAAGUACAGCUUGUCGACUUUCUUUCUCAAUUUUGCCUGCUUCAGUAAUUUCAUUUCCGCACGUUGAUUUAUUGUUGACUGAAUAUAAGUUUGAGCUUCAAUGCAACUGAACCUGUCUUUUGAAUCAUUCAACUCGCAUAAUUUAUUUUUAAUAUUAAUUUAAUUUCCCUCUUUAAUUAUACUGUGAAGUUUUUUCGCGCAUCUCACACUCGAUCCAUCGAGUCAGAGCGUUUGAGCUCCUCGAGUCUCACCUGCUGUUUGGUUCAGAGGUGAUUGUUUAUUUCUAUGGUAUUUAUGUCAUUUUUAAUAGGUUGCCUUCAGUUGUCAAAAACGGGCUCUUAGCGAAUACUUAGAUGUAUCCAGCUCGAGGAUAGACGUGCAUAUCAACGCUUCCUCCCUGACGCAGUACGGUAUUUCGAGUGAUGAGUGGUUUUAAAGAACCUAAUAUCAUGUUUGGGUACUUCAGCGUAAUCGCUUUAUAGACAGUUUUUUAAUGCAAACCUCUUUCUUAUGUUUCAUUUGAUUACUUCUUGGGCUAAUAGACUGAUUAACCUUCCUUUAGUUUUCAGAAAAGUAACCAAAUAAGUUCGUCCUUAGUGUCUGUGAUGUAACGCUGUUUAACUGCGAAAGAGUGGAAUGAAUUUCUUACGAUUUUUUCUACUUAUCAACACGACGUGUCAAGAGUGUU